This is a messenger RNA of Poecilia latipinna (sailfin molly), 2990 nucleotides long. RefSeq names its product transcription factor 20-like. The record is from RefSeq and is a predicted model, not a curated record. Lineage: Eukaryota; Metazoa; Chordata; Actinopteri; Cyprinodontiformes; Poeciliidae. Gene Ontology annotation, cellular component: nucleus. The coding region runs from base 381 to 2465 and encodes 694 amino acids. The transcript has 6 exons. Gene Ontology annotation, biological process: regulation of transcription by RNA polymerase II.
GAGCGCGCUUCUCUUCCGGUGUGUCGGACAUAAAACCGCGAAUUGACUGUUGGAAUAUGGUGUCCAUGAUGACAACUUGAAAAUCCCAACUGCAGUCAGAGGCGAUAGUACCUGCUGGAACCAGUUCGGUGAGAAUGAAAGCGGGUCCGGCUCGGUUCGGGAGCCGCCUGGCGGGGUAGCGCCCUCCCGGCCGCCUGGCUAGCAUGAACUGUGGCGGCCGCCGCUUUUGUUUACAUCCAGUCCAGAUGAUGGUGAUGAUGGGCCCGGAGAGGCGUGUUGGCUAACCCCGCUACUCGCGCUGCUUCCAGGGAAGGUGUCAUCGGGGAACCCGCUGUGUUCGGACCGGGUCGGUCCGUCCAAACCGCCGCCGCCUGAAGGUGAUGGACGUGUCCUCUCAGGACCCACCUCUCAUGGCCAUGGACCUAUCGAAGAGCUACACUCCGCUGACCCGCAGCCGCACCGAAGCCACAGAUCUGGUUAAAAAGCCUGAGUGGUACCACCGACGGCCGGCGACCUGCAGCACAGACGGUACCUCUGCGUACAGAUCCUCGUCCUCCUACAGCCCGCUCUCCCAGCAGGGGGUCCCUGUCCGCUGCAGAGACAUGGAGCAGGGCCCAGAGUCUCUGGGCAGCUACAUAAGCUCUACUGUGGCUCCGGGUCUGGAUCUUUUUCACAGCAGAACACAUGGCAACCUGUGGCACGGUGGUUACUACGGAGCCGACCAAAGCGGGGGUCCGGUUCCCGAAAGCAGCGGCGCAGAGGAGAGCGACAGCGGCUCUGACGUCAUCUUCCUGGUUUCUUCCGCGAAGGAGCCUCUGUUGUGUGGCUCUUUCAUCCAGGACAGCGUGAGGCACAUCGUGGAGCCCGUUUCCCCUGCCAUGUCCUCGUUGGACGAAGGACGAGGUUGCUAUCUCCUACCUCAGCCCAUGAGCUCUCCGAGUGCCGACAGCUCGUACUCGGAGGACUCGUCGGACAGCUCAGUAGACAUUCCAGUGCAUCAUGCCAGACCCGUAGUCCUCCUUUCAGACCUCAACACCGUUUACGGACACCCUGGUGAAUCGGUCGCGGAUGCUUCAAGUGACGACAGCGACGUCAUUGAAGUUUCUGUCACGAACCGUAAGAAGGAAAGGCAAUGCUACAAGAAAAGUCCGCCUAAAAUAAAGAGUGAGGGGGAAAGAGCGUCAUCUAGAGAGGUACGGCGCAGUUCCAGAGUAAAAAAAUCUGAGUCAGACAUGCCUCGGUUAACCUGCACCGUGUCACGGCACAGCUUGAGAAGACGCGUCAAAAAUGACGCAGUGGGUAUUUAUAACGAAAGCAGUGACUCUGAGGACUUGAUCGAGUACGCUCUGAAGUUUUCCAGCUCUGAAGAAUCCGUCUCGCAGCCAAACCUUCCACAGAAAGCGAGCAGCCAUUCAACGGAACCCACCGGGAACGUCCAAACUGACAGGAAGUCUCCUCCGAAGGAAGCUCAAUUCACAAAACUAAUAAAUUACAAACGAAAAAAGACUCUCAGUCUUCCUAAAACUAGAAAGGUUCAAAAAGCAAAGCAGAAGCCGAUCUGCAGCAUCGCCCCAGCGGAGCAACAGACGGUUUCUGACAGUCAGACCACAGCAGGGAAAAAACGGGUUGCGAGGCGAAAAAGGAAAAGGCGCCCACAGACCGGGCCUUCUGCGCCGUUUUCUCCCAGAGAACCUGAAAUCCUGCUCAAAUAUGCAAAGUCCAAGUAUAAAAAGGACAGAAAACCUGCCAGCUUCUGCCCAUUUGUCCACAUGGAGCAGCAGCUGUGCAGGGUGGUCAACUACCAGGACGACGAAGGGACGAUUCCCAGCAGCAAAGGAUGGAAGACCGUCUCCAAAUCCGUGUCUGGGUUUGUCCCCUGCACGUCCUGCUUCCAGCUGGGUCGGCCCAGCUCUGAUGGCGGCGGUCCGGACCAGCUGCUCUGCUGCCUGUGUGGGUGGACGGCCAACACCAUGGGCCUCGGCGACCUCCACGGCCCCUACUGUCCCGCCGUCACUUCUAUAGACGGUCAGACGUGCAGAACUGAUCAGAACGACGACCUGCAGAAACUCUCCAAUGGCCAUUUGCCAAACUCCUCUGAGGACGACUGCACUCCUGAUAAAACUUUGCUCAAAAGCGAGAAAGUCUCUCCCACUAAGGUGCCUCUUCGUCUAUGCGAGUGCUGGAUCCACGAGGACUGCGGCAUCUGGUCCGCCGGCGUCUUCCUAGUCCGGGGAAAGCUGUACGGCCUGGAGGAGGCCGCCCAGAUCGCACAGGAAACGAUCUGCUCCAGCUGUGGUCAGCCUGGGGCCAUAAUGGGAUGUUUCCAGAAGGGCUGCCUGAGGAAUUAUCACUACCCAUGUGCCCUUCAGUCAGGCGCCGUGCUCAACGAAGAAAACUUCUCCAUGAGAUGCCCAGAGCACAAGAAUAAAACGUUCCCAGCUGCAGCCAGACAAGACAAGAGAUGACAGUGACGACGUGCGGCGCCUUGGAGGUUUGGAGAAUGCUCCACCGAUCUCCUCAGGGCACGGCGGCGGCCAUGGCGGCGGCCAUGACGGUGGGAGUGGCUGCAGCUUCACCUCAGUGUUCUGAGGAAGCGGAGCGGCGGCGGCGUUUCAGGCCAGGCGAAGCCGCUUCGCCUGUCAUGACUGAAUCAGGGUCCACUUUAUUUAUUUCUGGAUAUUUUGACUUUUGUUCGGUUCUUUUGUUCGGUUCCUCUGGUUCCUCUUUGCUCUCCGUUUCUCUCCGGGGUGAACCGGCUGCGUUUGGACAUCCUCACUUCAACUAGCUGCUAAAACCAGUUUAUUAUUUGAACAUAGGUAUUAUAUCAGAGUUUUAUUGAUCUCUUGGAUAACAGGCCACUUUUCUACAAGUUUUUGUACGACUUUUUUAAUCCUUCUAGUGGUUUGUCCUGUUCGUUUUCCUCCUUGAUGCAUGCACAGCUCAUAUUUGCUACAAUGCACUUUAUUACAGUUUUCUAUCAGUUAUUUAAA